CACGAACUUGACCAAGUUCUUCGCCGGGGGCCGCUUCGCCAACACCGACAUGGACUGCAGCCUUCUCUCGAGUGAGAUGACCAACCCGAUCCAGCAGCAACUGAUCAACUACAUGCUCCUCAGCUCCAACGUCUACAUCAUCCAGAACGGCCACUCCCUCGAUGACUGUGCCGGCGCCCGGGGCGUCCAGCUCGAUCUAACCGGCACCACCUACUGCUACACGCUGGAAAAGCCCGGCGGCGGCUCUUUGGAUUUCGACCUCACGGACUCGCUGUCCGCUGACUUUGGGGAGGUGCUGUACGACACGUACAGCAUCAACCAGACCGCGCUGGUCGUCAGCUCCUACCAGUGCCAGACCAACAACAAUGCCUACGGCGCCACUUACGUCCCCUCCGACACGAUCAUCCCGGGGUCGGGCUACUCGGUCGAUAAUCUCCCGCCGUGUUUCUUCAAUCUGCCUGUCUUGUACACGGACUAUACUGUCAAGACCACGGGCGAGUACGUCACCACCUCGGGGACCCCGUGCCAGCUGCGGGAAAAUACGGAGGAUGAUGGGAUCGGGAAUUAUCUGCCGGAUAAUCUGGCGAGUAUCUUCACGCGGAAGUUCUGCAUUGACAAGAUUGGUCAUUAAACAUGGUGGCACUAGCAGUUCUCUUUGUACUGACUGACAAAAUAUACGUUCAAUAAAGAUUGAAUCAUCUUAACCCGUCAUGCAUGUUAGCUCCCAGACCCGUGGUCAUAAGCAAC
Messenger RNA from Aspergillus saccharolyticus JOP 1030-1, 747 nucleotides. RefSeq lists its product as uncharacterized. Bases 50 to 631 code for a protein of 193 amino acids. The record is from RefSeq and is a predicted model, not a curated record. The transcript has a single exon. Lineage: Eukaryota; Fungi; Ascomycota; Eurotiomycetes; Eurotiales; Aspergillaceae.